Molecule: messenger RNA, 2544 nt
Organism: Athene cunicularia (burrowing owl)
Lineage: Eukaryota; Metazoa; Chordata; Aves; Strigiformes; Strigidae
Product: dentin matrix acidic phosphoprotein 1-like
Exons: 5
Coding region: 265-1917 (550 amino acids)
Biological process (GO): ossification; extracellular matrix organization
Source: RefSeq, a predicted model, not a curated record
GGAGCUUUUUUAGGGCCAGCGUCCCGGCGGAAGCGUGGGAGGCCAGUUCCCGGCGACACCUCCGCACGCAGCAGCGGUGCCUGCUGGUGCCAUUGGCUGCCCCCUGCCCGGGGCUGGCACCGGGCAGCGGUUAAAUGCCCAUGCAGCCACUCCAGGGCACACAGCUUGGGGCAUUUCCACACAGGCAGCCAGCUAGCCCCAUCCCCAGCACCGGAGGAGACGCCAGAUCGCAUCACACCUCAAGCCGCAGGGACCACAACCAACAUGAGGGCUGCGUUCCUGGUGCUGCUCCUCUGGGCCGUAGCCCACAGUCACCCUGUGCCUGCCCACCAGCCCGCCCGCCCCCGCCGCAGCGCCCAGCAGGAGGACACAGCAAGCAAAGAUGACAUCAACAAGCUGGGCAACCUCCUGGGUGGUGGAGACGGCAGACAUCCUUCUGCCAGUGCAGAGAAGGGGGACAAUACCCUUACUGGGGACCCAGCGGGUGGAAACGCCGUGGGUGAGGAGCUGGGUCAGCACGGUGGCCGAGACCAGGGAGGCAGAGUUGGGCAGGCUCAAGACCUGAACUGGGUGGACCACGAGGACGCAAGCCUGGGGAACAGCCUUGGUUUCCUGGAGGAGGAUGCACGGGAUGCUGAUGAUGAUGACAACAGAGAGCGCCACGGCACUGGGGUUAACGGGCUUCCCUCCCACGCUGGUGGGCUUCUGGACGAGGAGGAUGACAGUGGGGAUGACACCUUCGAUGAGAAUGGGGAAGAGGAGGGGGGCGAAGGUCCUACUUAUGUGGCUGGUGCUGAUGGGGCAGGCGAACACGGCGGCGAUGCUGGCCGAGAGGAUACUGGAGCUGGCAGAAGGCACGGCGACAGCAGCAGCAGCAGCAGCAGCGAGAGCAUCGGGGCGGACCACCGGCGGUACAGGAACUACCUCGGCAGCCGGUAUGAGCGGACCUACGGGCAGAGAGGCAGCAGCAGCAGCAGCCAGGAGGAGGAGAGCUACGACUUUGAGGAUGAAGCCAUGCAGGGAGAUGAUCCCUCCGUCUUUGACGGUCCGGGCAGCAGCUACAAGGGGCGCCGUGCUGGCCCCCGCGCCCCGGGCAGCAGCCGAGAGAGUGGCCGAGGGGCUGACUCACACCACUGGGAUGAGGGUGACAGCGAGUCCCCCGAGGUGGAGGACACCGACUCAGGAGAAGACAGCCCAUCCACGGAGGACAACAGUCAGUCGGAAGAGUCUGUCGCCAGCCAGUCAGAGGAAAACAGCACCAGCCGCUCUGGAGAGGACAGGGAUGGGGAGGACAGCCCCUCCAGAGAGGAUGAGGACAGCAAGUCCAGCGAGGGCACCGCCGAGCAGUCUGACGAAGAGCUGGGGGAGUCCCCGGAGGACAUGUCCCAGGAGGCGGUGAGCACAUCGAGCGAGCGCAGCGGCAGCCAGUCCCGGGAAGGACAGAAGGAGGAUCAGGAGUCUGCUGAAGACAAGAGUGCACUGUCCAUGCCUGACAGUGAGUCCGGGGAAGAUGAGGGGGACCAGAGCAAGUCCGGGGAAGAUGAUGGUGAGCAGAGCCAGUCCACAGAGGACACCGUAGAGGAGUCAAAGGAGGACAAGAAUGACUCCAACCCCGAUGAAGACACUCAGAGCACAUCAGCUGAGAGCCAGAACGCAUCCCCGGAGGAUGACGGCAGCCAGGAGGACAGUGCAGGCGAGGACAGCAGCUCCACAGAGAGCAACAACAGCAAGUCCCAGGAGGAUGAUGAUGAUGACAAUGAGGAGAGCCGCUCCCAGGAGGACGCCACCCGAGAGUCCAGCAGCCAUGGGGACGACAGUUCUCCCCAGGGCCUGGAGAGCCGCAAACGGCGGCCGGGUGCCUACCACAACAAGCCUGCUUCUGACUACGAUGAUAACGACUGCCAGGACGGGUACUGAUCUGUGCCCCAAAGCCUCAUCGGUGCUGGGGGGUAUGGGGGGGAGGAGGGGGUUAAUUUAUUUGCUAUAUAGCCUGGUUGAUUUGUUCCUGAGAAGAUGCUGUGGAUAAAAUGGAGGUGAGUUCAUCAGGGAUUGACCUGGGCAUGCUACACAGGGUGCAAAGCGGGAGGUGAUGCCAGACACAGGGAAAAGGCCAAACCACAGGGAGAAAAGCCAUUUCCUAUGCCAAACCGGCAAGCAGCUGAAAGCUGUGAGUGCUGCAGGGUGAUGCUGCCCACUUGCCACAGGGGCACACUGCACUCCGGGAGCUGCAUCAGGGCAUGCUGGGGAGAAAGGUCCCUGCCUUCACCGCUUGUAUUUACCUGCCACUGCCCUAAAAGCCUCUGCCCAGACUCCAGACGGAGCUUUCUGUUAGCUCCACGUCCUGCACAUAAGGAGGAAAGGCUACAGCUUUACGUGGUGUGUGGGCUCAGCGGUGUGUGAAGUACCACUUCAGGAUGGGAUGUAUGUAAUAUUUUGUAAGAAAUGUACAGAAAACAUUAUAUUGUAUCCUUUUUGCACUUGUAUUUCAAAGCUGAAAUGUACCCUGUUCAUUUCUUUAAUUACCAUUAAAACCAUCAAACUCCA